Molecule: messenger RNA, 1086 nt
Organism: Trichoplax adhaerens
Lineage: Eukaryota; Metazoa; Placozoa; Uniplacotomia; Trichoplacea; Trichoplacidae
Exons: 2
Coding region: 1-1086 (361 amino acids)
Biological process (GO): G protein-coupled receptor signaling pathway
Cellular component (GO): membrane
Molecular function (GO): G protein-coupled receptor activity
Source: RefSeq, a predicted model, not a curated record
AUGUCAGCAAUUGCUACGGUUAUUAGUAACUGCAUUGUCCUCUAUGUUUUUCAUAAGCAUCGUUCCCUUUUACGCAUUCCUAGCAAUCUUUUUAUCCUUAAUUUGGCUAUUAUCGAUUUGUUAAAUGGACUAUUUAGGGAUACUUUUAAUGGCGUGAGCUGGCUGAAUAAUGGCUGGACAUUUGGUGAGCCGUUAUGCCGCUUUAAUGGAUUUAUGCAAACUAUUUGCUAUGUAGUAACCAUAUUUACUUUGUUGGCUACUGGAAUUUGUCGUUACUUGGUUAUCGUCCAUUCGUAUGGAAAGGUGAUUACGAGGAAAGUAGUUUUAAUUAUUAUUGGUUGCAUAUGGAUUUAUAGUAUUUUGGAUUCUCUAAUGCCAAUUUUUGGUUGGAAUCGUUACAUUUUUCAGCCACUGGAAUUUUCUUGCUUACCUGAUUGGUUAUCCGUUAGCGGUGCAAGUUAUGUCAUGUUCGCUUUAAUUGCCGACACAAUUAUUCCGUCGAUAUUAAUUGGAUUAUGUUACAUCGUCAUCUAUAUCGUUAUUGCUCGAAAUGCUAAAAGAAUGGCUAAUCGAUUCCAUAUCGAGCAUUCCAACAACGUUAUUCCUUCAAUAGGCAAUUCAGUCGAUUACUCAGUAGCAAACACCCCUGAAAAUGAUCGAAAUCGACAAGCACGAGCAAAAUGGUCAAAUGGGAAUACUUUAGGAAGAAAAGAAGUUAAAAUUACAAGAGCCAUGUUUUCAGUCUAUGUUAUCUUCCUUGCAUGUUAUUUGCCUUACGCUCUUACUAUAUUUAUUAUCGCACCAGCUGGUGGCAACGUUUCACAUAAUAUUAUUUUUAUGGUUGGGUACCUUGUUAAUGUAAACAGUGCGAUCAAUCCAUUUUUCUAUGGAGUCAUUUAUCGCCAAUUUAGGAAAGCGUAUAUCGAACUGUUCUGUUGUUGUGGCCUUAGUGCAGUGUCUGUAAAGUUUCCCACUAGUCGAAGUCGGCAUCGACAUCUUCUUAAUUCUACGCCAAUAAUAGAUCGAAAAAAUCGAGUCGAUGUUCUUCGUGAUGGAAUGACCGAUGCUAGCACCAGUAAUCUUUGA